AUGCCUAGCUUCUCAUAUGGGUCUUUGUGUAAUCUCGUUUCAAAAACAGGGACAAGCAAACACGAUAUUAUUGGAAUAGAAAGUGUAGCAGAUAGCAGCGGUGAUGUAUCAUCGGGAAAAAGAGAUGGAACUUGUGUUGCUUGUGAGACAAUGGUUUUGCGGAUGCAAAACCAGUGUGAACAGAAUAUGACACGAGAGCACAUUUUAAGAUAUGUUAAUGAUCUCUCCGAUCAAUUUGCUGACACAAUCGGAGACUCGGAUAUUGAUUGUGGAAAGGUUGCAUCGAUGCCUAAUAUUUCGUUUACACUUGGUGGCAAAGAUUUUGUUCUUACACCACAGGAGUACCUUAUUAAAGAUGGUGAGGGUGAUGGUACACGCUGUGUUAGCGGUUUCAUGUCGUUGGACAUUCCUACUUCUGAUGGCCUUCUAUGUUUUUCAACACAAAGCCCUCGUUAA
Lactuca virosa is the source of this 456-nucleotide messenger RNA. The record is from the annotation of a GenBank genome assembly. NCBI's taxonomy places the organism in Eukaryota, Viridiplantae, Streptophyta, Magnoliopsida, Asterales, Asteraceae.